This is a messenger RNA of Phlebotomus argentipes, 2798 nucleotides long. It is a transcript of the gene fz4, whose product is annotated as frizzled-4. Gene Ontology annotation, molecular function: Wnt-protein binding; Wnt receptor activity. The record is from RefSeq and is a predicted model, not a curated record. Gene Ontology annotation, biological process: canonical Wnt signaling pathway; non-canonical Wnt signaling pathway. Gene Ontology annotation, cellular component: plasma membrane. Bases 952 to 2796 code for a protein of 614 amino acids. Lineage: Eukaryota; Metazoa; Arthropoda; Insecta; Diptera; Psychodidae. The transcript has 5 exons.
UGUUCAGAACUUUCAGCGGUUGUGGACGUUUCUCGUUCGUUGCUCUCCACACAAUUUUCACCUCUUGAGCCAGUUCUGAGGUGAUUUCAGUGGCUUUUCGCGUGUUUUCCAUGGACUAAGAGCCGCCACAAGUAUUCCAAAUCACUCGAAGAAGUAUUAAUUGUGUUUUAAAGUGAUUGCGAUUAGAUUAUCGGCGAAUGAACGUCCAGAGAAUUGAUCUAAUGUUUUCAAAUACAUUUCUUCACUCUCCAAUGAAUUGAAGACACGGGAAAGUGUGAUAAUAGACUCAGUGGAGUUUUCCGUGUGCCGUGCGAGAGUUUAUUGAAAGUUUCGGGGAAAAAUCUAUCCAUCUUUCGUCUCUAACUUGAUACCCAGAAGACUUCCACACCAAAUAUUUAUUCAUUUUGUUAUUUAUGACAUGAAAACAUAUGUAAGAAGUUGAGGAUUAGUGUUUUCUCCCUUCUGGAAGUCUAAUGACUUUGGGUGAGUGCGAGAGAGAUCAUAGAGCGAAGUAAGGAGGAAAAAUGUUAAAGACACACAACAAAUACUCAUAGUUUGGUGCGAAGGGGAGAUAUUUUGUUGGUGUGCAGAGGAAGAAGAGAAAAAACGAUGAACCAUGUGUAAAAAUUCCUCAAUGAAUGCUAAAUAUAAUGAGCAGUUAAAUACAUAAUACACGUUCGACAUUAUUUAUAAAUAACAAUUAGAGGCACUAAAGUUCGUCUCAACAUUGAGAGAUUCUUUCUUUUUUCAACUGUUGGAAAAAAAACUGAGUUUGUUUAGUGGAGAAAUUAGAAGAGAUUCAAGGUGUAUAUUUAGCCAUCAAUCUCAUAUUCCUGGCAUCUUUGAACUCUGAAUAAUACUGUGAGUCGAAUGGACAUACAUUUUCAAUCUCCGCUAUUAAUAACUCUAGUGCAAUUUUGAUAAACAUUCAGCCUGGUCAGGCAUGAUCCCAUGAGCAGCGGCAUCACAGUGGAAUAUUUGAGUGCAAGGAAUAUUUCUCGGUGUGAUUCUUCAGACAAGAAGACCGCAAUGGCGACAUAUAACACAGGGAUGCUAAUGAGAUGUACUUGCGUUCUUCUGCUGCUAAUUUCUUGGCCACAUGCCACACACGCCAAUCCGGACAUCUCGAUGCGCACCUGCGAGCCCAUCCGGAUAGAGCUGUGCCGCGGAAUAGGCUAUAAUGAGACCUCGAUGCCCAAUCUCGUGGGCCACGAGAUCCAGACGGACGCUGACUUCACGCUGCAGACCUUCUCGCCGCUGAUCCAGUACGGUUGCAGUGCUCAGCUGCACUUCUUCCUCUGUGCCGCCUACGUGCCCAUGUGCACGCCCAAAGUGCCCGUGCCCAUCGGGCCCUGCCGCGGCCUGUGCGAGACCACCAGAGCCCGCUGCUUGCCGGUGCUGCAGGGCUUCGGAUUUCCCUGGCCCAGUGCCCUGGAGUGCAGCCGCUUCCCCGAAGAGAAUAACCACGAGCACAUGUGCAUGGAGGGGCCAGGAGAGCCCAGCGACGGUCUGCCACCGCCCACAUCUAAGAUCAAGAGCCACGUCUCGAACUGCCAGGAUCUCGUCAAAUCCCACUUGUACGCCAGACUCAAUAGGAGCGGACGCUGCGCUCCACUCUGCGAAGCGGACAUUCUGUUCGACGCCCAGGAGAAGCACUUGGCCGAGGUGUGGGUGACAGCCUGGAGCGUAGCUGCCCUGCUUACGGCAAUCGUGGCCACACUCUGUCUCAUCUUCACGGACACCAAGUGGGACAAGAUCUUCAUGCCGCUCGUCACGUGCCACUUGCUGGUGGCGGUGGGAUGGAGCGUGCGUUGGCUGGCCAAGAGGAAUCCCACGGCCUGCGGAUACGAUCCCCAACUGCCAGGAGUGUCGCUGCUCCUCACCGAUGGCCUGUCCAACGCUCCGUGCGCCGGAACCUUCCUACUGCGCUACUACUUCGGAAUGGCGGCUGGAGUUUGGUGGGCCAUCCUCUGCUUCUACUGGCACUUGGCCGUGCGAAGGACACGAAUGGAGAACCUCACCGAACGUCCUGGCCAGCCGAAAUUCCGCACUGAUUCCUACUCUUCGCUGACUCAGCUCACGGCCUGGGGUGUUCCCGCUCUUCAAACCGUGGCAGUUCUCGUAUCGAGAUUCGUGGAUGCUGAUGAAUUGCUGGGUGCUUGUUACGUUGGCAAUCAGUCGGAUCGCGCGCUGCGUCUCCUCGUGGCGAUGCCAUUGUUCUGCUGCUGGUGUUCCGGCUCCGUGAACCUCUUCGUGGGCUACUUGAUGAGGCGUCGCAAGCCAGACAUCCCGCCUCUGCGCCCCAUGCCUGAGCACAUGGACGGAAUGGGGCGAUUCCUCUUCGUCUACUGCAUCCCCAGCGGACUGCUCAUGAUCGCGGUGUUCUACGAGUUCGCCAACAGGGAUCUCUGGCUCAAUGUGCAACCCUCGAUGGAGCCAACAGCGGCUAUCAAAGCGCCCAUGUGGCCCUUCAUGAUGAAAGCUUUCAUGGAGCUUCUCCUGGGAGUCCUAGCAUCGGCCUGGGCACUCGGACCGCGAGCCGUGACGAUGUGGAAGAAUCACUUCGGCCCGAAGUGCAAGCAAACGCCACAGAAGUUCCAGGCCGCGCAGCCGAUCUACCCUGCUGCAUCCUACCAAAUCGUCUGUCCUCAGAACUCAGUGAUCUCCUCGGCCACAGGAAGCCUGCCGCGUCACGCGAGGAAGUACCCAUCGCACGCGGUGCGGAAGCAGCAGAGAAUGUACAAGACUUCCGUGUCGCAGUCACGCAGCCUGACCGGCAACGAGACAGUCUUCUGACC